AUGGAGGCUGCCCGCGCCGUGCGCUUCCUCCUCGUGGUGUGCGGCUGCCUUGCGCUCCCGCCGUGGGCCCAGCCGGUGUGUCCGGAGCGCUGCGACUGCCAGCACCCCCAGCACCUCCUGUGCACCAACAGAGGGCUCCGCGCCGUGCCCAAGACCAGCUCGCUACCGAGCCCACAGGACGUGCUCACCUACAGCCUCGGGGGCAACUUCAUAACCAACAUCACGGCCUUCGACUUCCACCGCCUGGGGCAGCUCAGACGGCUGGACCUGCAGUACAACCAGAUCCGCUCGCUGCACCCCAAGACCUUCGAGAAGCUCUCGCGGCUGGAGGAGCUCUACCUGGGCAACAAUCUCUUGCAGGCGCUCGCCCCGGGCACCCUGGCCCCGCUGCGCAAGCUGCGCAUCCUCUACGCCAACGGGAACGAGAUCGGUCGCCUCAGCCGCGGUUCCUUCGAGGGCCUGGAGAGCCUGGUCAAGCUGCGACUGGACGGGAACGCCCUGGGGGCGCUGCCGGAUGCCGUCUUUGCCCCCCUGGGCAACUUGCUCUACCUACAUCUGGAGUCCAACCGGAUCCGCUUUCUGGGCAAGAACGCCUUCGCCCAACUGGGGAAGCUGCGCUUUCUCAACCUCUCUGCCAACGAGCUGCAGCCCUCCCUACGCCAUGCGGCCACCUUCGCACCGCUGCGCUCCCUCUCCACCCUCAUCCUCUCGGCCAACAACCUGCAGCACCUAGGGCCGCGCGUCUUCCAGCACCUGUCGCGCCUCGGCCUACUUUCACUCAGGGGCAACCAGCUCACGCACCUCGCGCCCGAGGCUUUUUGGGGGUUAGAGGCCUUACGCGAGCUGCGCCUGGAGGGCAAUCGGCUGAGCCAGCUGCCUGUGGCACUGCUGGAACCUCUGCACAGCCUGGAGGCGCUGGACCUGAGCGGCAAUGAGCUGUCGGCUCUGCACCCCACUGUCUUUGGCCGCUUGGGCCGGCUGCGUGAGCUCAGCUUGCGCGACAACGCGCUCAGCGCCCUCUCCGGGGACAUCUUCGCAGCCAGCCCGGCCCUCUACCGGCUGGAUCUAGACGGCAAUGGCUGGACCUGUGACUGCCGGCUGCGGGGUCUGAAGCGCUGGAUGGGCGACUGGCACUCACAGGGCCGGCUCCUCACCGUUUUCGUGCAGUGUCGCCACCCUCCGGCCCUGCGGGGCAAGUACCUGGAUUACCUGGAUGACCAGCAACUGCAGAACGGGUCUUGCACAGAUCCCGCGUCCUCGGUUCCCCCGAUUGCCGACAAGCGGCGGCCCCUACCCACAGCUCCAGGGGAGGCGGUGGCGCCCCCUGCAGGUGCCCUCGCGGAGGAGCUGCUGCCGCAGCCACAGCCACAGCAGCGGAGUCGAGUUCUGCCAGCGAUGGCCUGGGAUGGGGCGGCCAGGGAGCUUUCGGGUAACCGCAGCUCCCUAAGGCUGAGUCGGCGGGGCCCAGGCCUCCAGCAGCCGGGCUCCAACGCCGCUGCUGCCGCGGGCACGGCGCCACACCCGCUGGACCUCCUCGAGAAGCCUGAGCGGGCACGUCCGACUCCGUCGGAUCCUGGCCCCGCGGAACCCACCCAGACGGCCACGCUCUCCUCUGCGCCCACCGGCGACCCCUGGCAGCGCGCGGCGAAACAGCGCCUGGCGGCGCAGCAGCAGGAGAGCGCCGCCCAGUCCGACGGCGGGGUCGGCCUGCCGCCGCUGGUAUCCGACCCAUGUGACUUCAACAAGUUCAUCCUGUGCAACCUGACGGUGGAGGCAGUGGGCGCCGACAGCGCCUCGGUACGCUGGGCUGUGCGCGAGCACCGCAGCCCAAGGCCGCUGGGCGGCGCGCGCUUCCGCCUGCUCUUCGACCGCUUUGGCCAGCAGCCUAAAUUCCACCGCUUCGUCUACCUGCCCGAGCGCAGCGACUCGGCCACUCUGCGCGAGCUGCGCGGAGACACCCCCUACCUGGUGUGCGUGGAGGGCGUCCUCGGUGGUCGGGUCUGCCCGGUGGCUCCCCGCGACCACUGCGCGGGGCUGGUCACCCUGCCAGAGCCUGGGAGCCAGGGCGGCGUUGACUACCAACUGCUGACCUUGGCCCUGCUGGCCGUCAACGCGCUGCUGGUGCUCCUGGCCUUGGCAGCCUGGGCGUCGCGCUGGCUGCGGAGGAAGCUGCGGGCUAGGCGGAAGGGCGGGGCUCCCGUGCACGUUCGCCACAUGUACUCUACCCGACGACCUCUGCGCUCCAUGGGCACUGGCGUGUCCGCCGACUUCUCCGGCUUCCAGUCGCACCGGCCGCGCACCACCGUGUGCGCGCUCAGCGAAGCGGACCUCAUCGAGUUCCCGUGCGACCGCUUCAUGGACAGCGGGGGCGGCGGCGCAGGCGGCAGCCUCCGGCGGGAGGACCAUCUCCUGCAGCGAUUUGCCGACUAG
This is a messenger RNA of Budorcas taxicolor (takin), 2430 nucleotides long. It is a transcript of the gene TRIL, whose product is annotated as TLR4 interactor with leucine rich repeats. The record is from RefSeq and is a predicted model, not a curated record. The transcript has a single exon. Gene Ontology annotation, molecular function: protein binding. The coding region runs from base 1 to 2430 and encodes 809 amino acids. Lineage: Eukaryota; Metazoa; Chordata; Mammalia; Artiodactyla; Bovidae.